Messenger RNA from Salvelinus namaycush (lake trout), 4500 nucleotides. Its product is annotated as oocyte zinc finger protein XlCOF6-like. Gene Ontology annotation, cellular component: nucleus. Gene Ontology annotation, molecular function: RNA polymerase II transcription regulatory region sequence-specific DNA binding; DNA-binding transcription factor activity, RNA polymerase II-specific. NCBI's taxonomy places the organism in Eukaryota, Metazoa, Chordata, Actinopteri, Salmoniformes, Salmonidae. The record is from RefSeq and is a predicted model, not a curated record. Bases 227 to 2470 code for a protein of 747 amino acids. Gene Ontology annotation, biological process: regulation of transcription by RNA polymerase II. The transcript has 3 exons.
AUAGCAUACACUGGAACCAAGCAAAGAAUGAGGAGCUAGCCCUAACUAGAUUAGUCUUCCAACAUUGUGGGAUAUUCUACUUUCAAUCUCCAAAAUACAGCUUAAAACUGAUCUCAAAACAACGUUAUCGAAGGAACAUCAAGCGAAAGUCACGAGGUCAUCUAACUGGACUAUAUCUGUCUUGACAUUGACUUCAUUGCUGUUGUUGCCACGUGAGCAGGACAAUAUGAGUGGAGAGAGGGAAACAUUGAUGGAUGAAAUGGAACAGAGUUUAAACACUUUAACCAACGACAAUUUACGCUGCCUGUGUGAACGCAGUGGAAUAGGUGGCAAGGAUGGCUCCGAUGUUCAAGGAAAGAAUCACCAUCACUCAUUGUGCCGUAAAAUCCUGGAGGAACUUUGGGAAAAUGCAGAUUCAAUGGAAUCGGAGGAGCAGGGAAUGUCUUGGUUACUCCAACUGAAAGAGGACAUCAGAAAGAUACAGGAGGAUGGUAGUGGUGCACCUUUGAGUCCCAGCCAAUCCAUUGAUGAUGAUGCUGUAGACCGUGAUGAAGAAGGGAACCAGAAGGACAUGGAUUGGUUACCUAGCAAAAGGCUGGAGGGGGAACCCAUGAGUCCCAGCCAAUCCUUUGACGACGAGGAUGCUGUAGACUGUGAUGAAGAAUGGGAUGAGGAGGACAGGGAUUUGUUGCAUAGCAAAGGGCUGGAGGUGGAGCCAGCUCCAGAGAGACACACACCAGAGCAGAGGGAGAAGAGAGUGAGUGGGGCCCCCUCUCUGUCCUCUCCUGGUAAUGCCUUACUGCUGGGUCUGAAGAGGGUGUCUGUGCGGCUGGUCGACUGCAGGAAAACACCAGGGUUGAGAGGAACUGCUGGAGGAGGAGAGGAGGAGGAGGAAGGAGACGUGAUUCAUCAAAAAAAGAGACGUGGCAACCAUGGAUCUUCUGGAGAGCCUCAACAACAACCUCAUGCUGACAACACAGACUGGAGUCUCCCCACAUCAAAACACCUCAAUAAACAACCGCAGAGACAUACAGGGAAGAAACCACACCACUGCUGCUCUGAGUGUGGGAAGACUUUCGGCUGUCCAGCGACACUCAAAAUGCACAGAAGAAUCCAUACGAGAGAGAAACGUUACCGCUGCUCACAGUGUGGGGAGACUUUCAGUAAAAUAAUUACUCUUAAGAUUCACCAGCAGAUGCACACUGGGAAGAAACCUCACCACUGCUCUGACUGCGGAAAGAGUUUCAGUGUUUUAUCAAGCUUGAAAAUCCAUCAAAGCACCCACACCGAAAAUAAACUAUUCCAAUGCUCCAAGUGUGGGAAAGGUUUUGCAAACAACCACUAUCGAAAAAUACAUGAGAAAAUGGUACAUGAGCCUCCCGCAGAAAGGUCUUACCACUGCUCUGACUGCGGGAAGAGCUACAGUUUUUUAUCAACCUUCAAAAACCAUCAAAGAAAACACACAGGAGAGAAACCAUUCCAAUGCUCCAAGUGCAAGAAAAGUUUUGCUCAGAAAUCCACUCUAAAAGCCCACGAGCAAACACACAUGCCUGCUGCAGAAAGGCCUUACCAAUGCCUAUUCUGCGAGAAGAAGUUUUGUAUUUUGGCAUCCUUUAAUUUCCAUAUGAGAAUGCACACUGAAGAAAAACCAUUCCAAUGUUCCAUCUGCGGAAUGCGGUUCAUUCACGCCAGUUUACUGAAAGCACACAAACAUAAACACAAGCCCACUGCCGAAAGGCCCUUCCACUGCAAUAAAUGUGGAGCGUCUUUUACUACAAAAGGUAAUCUUAAAUUUCACCAGCUGACCCACGACCGGGGGGAGAGAACUUACCGCUGCUCUGAGUGUGGGCAUUGUUUCUCUCAUCCGAUAUAUCUGAAGAAACACCAGAAAAGGCACAGUAAAGAGAAGUCCAUUGUCUGCGACCUGUGCGGGAAGACCUUCAACCAUCCAAGCAACUUCAGAACGCACAUGAAGAUACACCAAGGAGUGAAACCGUACCACUGCUCCGACUGUGGCAGGAGCUUCAUAUUCCGCCAAGGUUUAACAACACACCAGCGUGUGCACACCGGAGAGCUGCCUUACGUCUGCGAUCAAUGUGGAAAGAGGUUUUCUCAGUACAAUUCUUUGGUGAUUCACCAGCGAACACACACUGGGGAGAAACCUUACCCAUGCUUUGUCUGUGGGAAGAGCUUCAGUCGGUCACAAAACCUGGCUGCACACAAGAGAACUCAUACUGGAGAGAAGCCUCACGCCUGUGAUCAGUGUGGGAAGAGGUUUUCCCGAACCGACGCACUGGCUGUACACAAGCGCACCCACACCGGAGAGAAGCCUUACAGCUGUGAUAUAUGCAGGGAGAGGUUCACCUAUUUAGUAGCCAUGUUGAAACAUAAGAAAGGACAUGGUCAUCCUGCAGGUGAUGUACUCUGUGCUGAAUGGCCUCAGGACGAUUCCAGCUCUGUCUAUGAAUAGAGAAGAACUUGUUUAACUUGCAGAAGACAUCAAUUUGUUGUUAUACUUACAAUCUAACCCCCAGAGAGAGAGAGAGAGACAAACACUCACACACAUGCAGAAAAACACAGAGGGCGGCAGGUAGCCUAGCGGUUAAGUGCGUUUGGCCGGUAACUGAAAGAUCGCUGGUUCGAAACCCAGAGCCAAAGGUUGGGAAAAAAUCUGCUGUCCUGCCCUUGAGCCAGCCAGUUAGCCCCCAACAACAACUGCUCCCGGGCACAUAUGAAGUGGAUUAAGGCAGCCCGCCGCACCUCUGUGAUUCAGAGGGGUUAAAUGCAGAAGGUUGAAGGCAUUUAGUUGUGCAACUGGCUAGUUAUCCCUAAUUUCCUUUCCACCCAGAGGAAUUGGGAGCACAGAGUGGUUUUUGAGAGUGGUUACUGUGGUUUUUGAAAGUGGUUACUGUGGUUUUUGAGAGUGGUUACUGUGGUUUUUGAGAGUGGUUACUGUGGUUUUUGAGAGUGGUUAUAUGUUUCCUCCUUAUUGGACUGAAUCACAAAACAAGGAUUUGUGGCUUUAAAUUGUCUGAAAUCUCAGUGUUGUGUUUUAUACAUACACGCCUGACAGGUGUAGGAUCAGGUUCUCCUCCCCAAAUCCUAUUAUUAAGCAUUAUUGGUGAAAAUGCUACAAGAUCAGCAUCUAGGGGCAACUUCACCCAACACUUGCCCCUUCCCUGGGGGCUGUUCCAGAUGGCAGAUUCAUUGAGUUACUGUCCUAAAUAUUCUGAAGUAUCAUUUUUUUUAGACAAAUUUAGACUUGAAAUUGGCACAGUGUCAUUAACUUGAAACCAGCAACACAUAUUCAUGUUUAGCUUUCAAAAUAAACCCCUGAUUUAAGAGAUCAAAUGGUUUAAGUUAAGGAUCCUGGUCUCUGGAACACCCCACUGCUCCCAGUCACAGUAAAGCAGGAGUCAAUUCCACCGUGCCAAUUUCAAGUCCUUAUAUUCCUUUACCAAUAUGGUUAAGUUAUUUCAGAAUAUUUAGGACUAAAUAUGUUGCCAUGGUAACUUAAAUCUUCAUGCAGAUCUCAUGUGAGCAUUUGAGAUAAAUUCCUUUAUUGCAAGACAUAAAUCUUUAUCAAUGAAACUAACCAGGAUAAAAUGUGACGUUUAAAGGCGUAAUUAAAUGAAAAGACAUGUCUUAUCUGAAAUCUGUUUUAUAGGUCACAAGUGAAAUGAUGUUAUAGGUAACCUGUGUAGCCUAGGUCUAGGGCAUGUUAAAGCCCUAGGCUACAGUCCUCUUGAUUCUAUAUGUUUGUAUAAAUAUGUUGUCAUAUACAUUGUUUAUGUAAGUAGAGAACAGUAGUAGUAGUACAUAUACAGGUAAAAUAGAGUAAACACCAACAUGAAGCUUUGCGGCCACCAGAACAUCUUCACUGCACCUUGGCAUAGAUUCUACAAAUGUCUGGAACUCUAUUGGAGGGAUGCGACACCGUUCUUCCACCAGAAACUACAUCAUUUGUGUUUUGUUGAUAGUUGUGGGAAAACGCUCUCUCAGGCGCCACUCCAGAAUCUCCCAUAAGUGUUCAAUUCGGUUGUGAUCUGAUGACUGACACACACACACUUUAAACCCCCCGUGCUCCUUGGAGACCCCUCUAUCGGAAGUCACAGAGAUCUCUUGUAGCCAAAAUAAUGGUCAUUUUUAUAUGAUGUUAAUUAACUCAGAAAACCACACCUGCGGAAGCACCUGCUUUCUAUAUACCUGGCCUCGUUUAGUGUUUCCUUUAUUUUGGCAGUUACCUGUAUAUAUCAGAGAACACACACACAUAUGUAUGCAUUGCACCACACAUGCAUGUACACGCAACCACACACGCAAACAUGCAUGUAUGCCAUACAUGCAGACACAAUUAAAGAAUGAAAGCACAUGGCAAAAGACAGCUCAUAAUUACUGAUAACAAUUCUGUGAUGAACAAGCUUUUAUUUGUAUUUUACAUUGCUUAAACAUACUUAGAAUUACAUUGUUUACAUUGUGACUGAAAUAAUUUCAAAUACUUUA